GAUUGAGGUCAUCUGGAAGCCGGCAGGAAUUUUGCCCCCUUAAAGAGAAAAAGGAGGCUGGGGACCCAGAUUCCUGAGUCCUGAGAUCCUGCUCAGCUCUUCCCGACCUCUCAGAGAAGCCAUGGGAACAGACCAUAGCCAACGUUUGCUGUUCCUCUUUCUCCUAGGAGCUUCCUCCUUGGCCUCGGCCAACCAGUUGUAUUGUUACAAGGAUGGGUCCGUGACUAUAGCAGAGGAGGCAGCCGAUGCAUUUAACUGGACCACAGAGAAAGUUGAAACUUGUGACAAUGGAAGAGUUUGCCAGGAAACCACACUGAUGAUUAAAGCAGGGAAUAAGACAGCUGUUUUGGCCUCCAGGGGCUGCGUGCCUGGAGAGUUGGAGUUGGUAACGUUUAUCCAGCACACCACAUCCCCUGGCCUGGUUGCACUCUCCUACACUAACUACUGUGAUGAUUACUUAUGUAACGACAAAGACAGCUUAUAUCAGUUCUGGAAUGAAGGAAGACCCUCAGUUUUCGCUAAGCCAGCAACCCUCCAUUGCCCAACCUGCGUGUCUUUGGGGAACUGUUCCAGUGCUCCUUCUCUUCCCUGUCCCAUCGGUACAACACAAUGCUAUGAAGGAAAACUUGAGAUUACUGGAGGUGGCAUUGAGUCAUCUCUGGAAGUCAAAGGCUGUACAGCCAUGAGAGGCUGCAGGCUGAUGGCCGGUGUCUUAGUAGUAGGACCCAUGUCAGUGAAGGAAAUCUGCCCGAAGAAGCUUCUUACUGAACCCAGAAAGGCUCAAAAUGGAGCCACGUAUCUUCCCAUGUCAGUUUGGAGUUUACAGCUACUGCUGCCAUUGCUGCUGCAAUCGUUUGUCCAUUUUUUCUGAGAAUGUGCUUCUGGUCCUAGGUCUCAGGACACCUUUUUUCACUGGGAGCUUGGUGACUGACUGCGGUCAUCAACAAGUCGAGGAGUGGGUGGGAAUUUGAGGGAGAGCAAAGAAAGAUGCUGUGGAUGUACUUGACAUUUUUAAUAAAAUUUCUGCUAUGA
This is a messenger RNA of Microcebus murinus (gray mouse lemur), 1032 nucleotides long. The record is from RefSeq and is a predicted model, not a curated record. NCBI's taxonomy places the organism in Eukaryota, Metazoa, Chordata, Mammalia, Primates, Cheirogaleidae.